Mya arenaria is the source of this 3291-nucleotide messenger RNA. RefSeq lists its product as uncharacterized. The record is from RefSeq and is a predicted model, not a curated record. The transcript has 3 exons. The coding region runs from base 246 to 1133 and encodes 295 amino acids. NCBI's taxonomy places the organism in Eukaryota, Metazoa, Mollusca, Bivalvia, Myida, Myidae.
GUAGUAAAACAAAAGUGAUUAACCACAACAUAUUAUCUUAAGUAUAAGUACACUGUUUGCACGGUUUUCACAUACGCUGAUAAUGUCUCGACCCUUAAGUCGAUUUGUAAGCUGAACUUGGUCGUUAUCAUUUGAUGUAAUGUCGCGACGAUAAGGAUUCAUUUACUGUUCGAACAACGUGUUGUGUGAACAUAUGGAUUUCAUUUAACGUAUUUGGAGGUAAAAUUAUUCACCAACUGGCAAUUAUGUUAAGAUCAAAGCCAAACGUUGGUGUUGUACUGAUGCUGGUGUGUGCAGUGUGUGUGUUGUUUGUAGUAAUGGUUCGGCGGCCGGUGAUAGGGCCAACGUCCGAUUGCGUCCCGGAACCCGUGUACUCCAGGCCCGUUUUCCUGCGCAGUAUUGACUCCAGUGGGGACGCACACACGUUGACGUUACAGGAGACACUCAAGCAACAGCGGGAUAAACUGUCAAAGGAAAUUAACGCGUUGAAACAGAAAAUUGGGCGUCAAGACUGCGAGUCAGCGACCAAAAACACCAAUGAGGCGGGCGGCUGGUGUCGGAAGGCGAGCACGGAAGACGGCGGGGAGCACAUGACUGACCUCAAGCUCGUUAAAGCACUGUCUGCAUUCCUUAAAGAAAAGAGCGUGGGUAGUUUCGGUGACGGGCCUGGAGCUUACAUGCGGGAGAUGAACAAACUGGGCGAGGUCCGGGAAUACAUCGCCUACGACGGCGCCCCCUUUUGCGAGGAGACAAGCGAGGGCCGUGUUCGCUUUAUGGACCUGACCGUCCCGCAGUACGGCCUCCCUAUGUACGACUGGAUUAUUUCCCUCGAGGUGGCUGAGCACAUCCCUAAAAUACAUGAGCCUAUCUACAUUGACAACCUGGUGCGUCACAGUAACGAUGGACUCAUCCUCAGCUGGGCCAAGCCCGGACAGGGAGGCCUCGCUCACAUCAAUAAUCGUCCAUUUAACUACGUCAUUGACGUCAUGGCCAACCAUGGCUUCAGUCAUGACAAAAACUCUUCCCAUACAUUACAGAUGGCGUCAUCGUUCGGGUGGCUCAGAGACAAUGUCAAUGUUUUCCGUAGGACUAACACCACGAAUUUAAAAUUAGCUAAAAUUUGGUAUACUUAAGUAUUGCAAUUGUGUAGAUUAAUUUUGUAUACAUGUAUUUAUAACAGAAAUUAAAAAAUAUGAUUAAUCAUAAAGUGAUGGUACAGCCUUCACUGAAUAAGUAAACCCGUUUGAAAAUAUGCUUACACAUACUGACACUACAAAUAAAUAACCUUUAUCAAGAAGUUUAAUUUAAACCAUACUGUAUAUUAUGCCAUUGUUUUUAGCAUAUGAAAUAAGCUGAAUCUAUGUUUCAUACAUGAAACCAUCUCAAAACUAUGGCAACAUGUUACCGAGUUCCAACAGUAAAGUCGUUUUAAGACGAGUAUGUAUUAGAGUCAAAUUCUAUUUCAUAUUACGGUAUUUUGGGCAUUUAAGGUGUCUUUCGUGCAUGGGCGUACUGCAAAAUAUCGCACGUUCUAAAAUGUGAUUUGUUUUUUAAAGUGAUGUCACAUAUCAAAUUGAAAGAACAACUAGCCAUCUAAAAAAACUUUGUCUAAAAGUUGCCAGAGAAUGUGUAUAUUAUUAUCAUGAAUAAUAGAUUAGUACAUAAGAUCGUGUUAAAGCUUCGCUGAUAAGACCCCUUAGUUGUUUGAUAACAUCAUUAUUUUAAAGGCAUUAGUUUCCGUGACAGUUUUUUUAUAUGCCUGGUACCUUGAAAAUAAUAAAAAUAAUCCACAAAAAACUCUGCAAGAGAUUAUGUAUGCCCAAGCUCUGUUUACUUUUCCUCGAUUUCCUCCUUCUAUGCCAGCAUAUAGCAAAACAGAUGUCACCAUACUUGAUUACGUCGCCUGCGUAGCCAUGGCAGCAUGCCCUCUGGCAAAAUGCUAGACCAAUAUGAAUUAUGGCAUGCGUCGUCCUCCGCAGGGCCCAACUUUCAUGUCCCUUUUCUAACUCCCAUCAUUUCUCUACCAUUGCUCAUCGAAUAUUUAUUUAACUAGGUUACAGUGUUAGUGUGCAUAAAUAUAAACCGACAAACCUCGAUCGCAACAUUAUUUCUUAACUAAUAACUAAUGAUCUUUGAAUGCUCAAAUUUAACGAAAUUUACCAUUUCAGCUCGCAAAAUGUAACAGCCCGGCCGUUUUUUGUUCAGCAGCCAUAUAACGAUAUAUUUAUUUCAGAGUUACUACCCUUAAAUUGUCAAUAAUGUACAAAAUUGACAUUGAUCGUUCUGUCACAUAGGAAUUUCUAACCCUUUCAUUAGCAUUUUCCGCCAAUGGUGUGGGCAUGGUUUCUCCAUUGGAGUUAUGGCCGCUCUCCUUCUCAGCAUUCCAAAGUCAAGUUAAAGUUUUAUUAGCAUAUUCUGUGAUAAUAUUGCCGGUGGGUAUACGUACAAGAUGGCGUUGAAUGCCAAUAUAAAUAGAGUAAAUAUAAAUACAAUAGAAAGGUAUGAUAUAUCAGGCAAGUUUUAUAACACGUCAGAUCAAACCAUUCUGUUAAAUGAUAUAGCCUUUGAUUUUGAUUUUAAAUUUAAAUCUGUUUGCAAUAAUAUUAUGUUAUCAGUAUUGCCGCGGACAUAUGAUGUUCUGCACCACGAUUCUGUUAUCCAGUGAAAUUCUGGGUGUGUUCUCUUAUCUUUAACAGUCUACAGUGCCGACAUACUAAACGUAGACAUGUUCAAGUAGGUAGGAAGUGUAUUUUAUCGUCUGUCAUAACAUUAUAGAUUCUAGUGUCUUUGGUUGAAGAUAUUAAAUCAUAUUGUUUUGUCAUAAAUGUAAGAGAAUUAGAUUGAUUUUCUGUUUAGUUAUUUAGUAAAAUAGCAUUGUGUAACCUUGGGGCCGUUUCAUAGAAAAGGAUAAAGAUUGUAUGAAAAUUUAAAAUAUUUAAUAUGUAAAAAUAAACGACCAAAAGUGGAUUGUUUGUUUAUAAUGUGUAUCAUAGAGUACUAAAACACAUUUUUUUAUGAUUCUCAGUCCAAGAGAUCACCCAUGGGACCAAAUCGCUCGAAUCAGGUAGCUCGACUGGCCAAAAAUGCUGUCCAAAUACCAAGUAACUGCGAGCAAUUUAGCUCCAUUUUAAUGAAAUGGCUCCUAGGAUCGUAGGAUCUGCCUGUGCAUGCUCCAGGAGAUAUGGGUGUAAACGUUCGGUUUUACUGUAGUCAUUGUCAAUAUUUAGUGUUUCUCUGUUCAUUCACUUGCAUUGAUGUGUUUCCUUCCAUUAUUAAAAUUCAUCAGUGACA